AGCAUUGUGUUCCUGUUUCUGCCAUCUAUUUAGAUGUAAUCUUCAUGUAAAAUGUUACUGGGAAUGAUCUCUUUAGUUAUUGAAGUGCGAUUUAUAUUUCAGAAGGAGUCAAUUCAAAAACGUAUCAUCAAAAGGAUCGAAGAAUGUCAAAUGCUCGCUGCAGAGAAUGUAAAACUUCACAACUGUGUUAAAGAAUUGGUGUGCAAGGUGAAUGGUUUCAACAAAAUAAUCCAAUACGCUGACCAAAGGCUUCAAAUGAAUAAUUCGCACAUUGUGAGGCUGGAAAAGAAGAACUCCAUUUUGUUUGUUGCUUUGAAUAAGAUGGCCAGAAAGAAAGAGAUGAGAGACAGUUCACCAGGAUCUACAAGUGACAGCAGUAAAACAAGUGAAAGAGCUCAUUGUUCAAGGACAGAAGGAAACCACCACAUCAGUGAUAAGGGUAUUUUCUCUGCUAAAGGAUCGACCACCUCGAGUUUGAAAAUGUGUGGCGAUCGGAAUCAGAAAGAGAGUCUAAGACGAGAUAAUCCAGGAUCUGCAGAGGGUAUCUGCAGCCCAAAUCCUUUUGACAGUUCUUCUCAGCCACAUAUUUAUUCAAUUUACAACAGGAAAGAUGAGCUGUCCUUUGAAACUGAAACCAGUAGCACACUUUCCGAGAUAUCACAGGACCAUAGCACCAAUGAAGAGAAGAAUGGCGCAGAUUGGAAAGCCAGUUAUUGGGGCACUAAUAUUGACAAGUCUGUACUCAAGGAAGAUAUCUUGGAUAAGACGACAGCUAAUGUUGUUGAAACAGAGGUCAGAAAAAACGUACCAUCUCUAAUAAGUACAAAUUAGUUUUUUUAAAGAUUUCCUUUACAAUGUAAUCGUCUAUUCUUAGAGAAUUCAUGAACAAGAACUCAAUCUAAUUUAUUUUGCUAAAGGGCCAUUAUCAAUAAAGAAUCGGUGACAGUUUUACUUGCAUACAGAGAGCCUGUCAUUAUUGUAUAACAUGAACAUGUUCCUUUUUUAGUGUACUUAAAAGCAUGAUUUAGAAUUUGUCUCAUUUUUUCAAUAUCUGCGCAAAUUCAGAGUGAUUUUUGUGGGACGAAAGAAAUGAUUUCCAGUGGGCCGAGUUCCUAGCAGAAUGCUGUGUGUCUGCAUCUGGUUUGACAUGAUCAGUGAACUUCUAAUCCACUGACUGGAAGUUCACUCUUUGGGAUUAAAUCUGCUUGCAUUUGGAGCUUUAUAAUGUGACAAAGCCAUAGAAACAUAGAAAUAUAGAAAAUAGGUGCAGGAGUAGGCCAUUUGCCCCUUCGAGCCAGCACUGCCAUUCAUUGUGACCAAGGCUGAUCAUCCUCAAUCAGUAACCCGUGCCUGCCUUCUCCCCAUAUCCCUUGAUUCUGCUAGCCCCAAGAGCUCUAUCUAAAGGGCCUGUCCCACUUAGGCUACUUUUAGGUGACUGCCAGCGAUUGUUAUAAUCGUAGCAGGUUGCCGACAAACCGGCAAUUGGACUCCCCUUCAUAGAAACAUAGAAAAUAGGUGCAGGAGUAGGCCAUUCGGCCCU
Leucoraja erinaceus (little skate) is the source of this 1540-nucleotide messenger RNA. RefSeq lists its product as uncharacterized. The transcript has 7 exons. Bases 52 to 831 code for a protein of 259 amino acids. NCBI's taxonomy places the organism in Eukaryota, Metazoa, Chordata, Chondrichthyes, Rajiformes, Rajidae. The record is from RefSeq and is a predicted model, not a curated record.